Messenger RNA from Leguminivora glycinivorella, 5536 nucleotides. It is a transcript of the gene stj, whose product is annotated as voltage-dependent calcium channel subunit alpha-2/delta-3. Gene Ontology annotation, cellular component: voltage-gated calcium channel complex. Gene Ontology annotation, molecular function: voltage-gated calcium channel activity. The transcript has 29 exons. Bases 174 to 4025 code for a protein of 1283 amino acids. NCBI's taxonomy places the organism in Eukaryota, Metazoa, Arthropoda, Insecta, Lepidoptera, Tortricidae. The record is from RefSeq and is a predicted model, not a curated record.
GCGAUGCGCAUGCCCGGCCGCACUGUCCCACGCAAGCGCACUCCCGCCUCGAAAACGAACACCCAGUGCAGAUGAACAAGUGAAUAAAUCCACAAAAAAUAACUUAACUACCAAACAAAACAUGAUAGGACCUUGUUAAUAUCCUAGGGGCCAAAUUAGUGUAAGUGUUUCUGAUGUGCACGCUUGUGGGCACGUUUGUGUUGCUACUGCUACUGUCACUGGAUUCCCGGGAUUGCUCGGCCAGUAUUCAAGAUGCAGACAGAAUCACACUCAAUAGCGUGCAACACUGGGCCGUCAAACUUGGUUCAGAACUUAGCUCUUUCGGCGAAGUUAUUACCAGAAAGAAAAGAGUUCAAGAGAGCUUCAAAUCGGCUCAAAUAGAAUCUCGAGAUGGCGAAAAACUUGUGCAAAGUAUGGCUGACGACAUUCGUGCGAUGAUGGAACUCAAAGUCAGCGCCGUAAAACGGAUUGUCGAAGCUGCAGAAAACAUGGCAUUUGACAAACAGAGCGAGCCUGUGCCUGAAGACUACCAGUUUUACAACAGCAAAGAAAUGGAUGAGCCUUACGACGAAGUGUCAAUCACAACAACAGCAGAGCCAGAUUUUAAUCUUGAAAACUGGAUUGUGCGACCGCCUACCAAAAGUGCUCACCUACAACUAAAUGCACACUUUUACAAUAUCCCCGUCAAUACUAACUUUAGCAGCGUACAUGUUCCAACGAAUGUCUACGCUUGGGCGGACGAUGUUAUAAAAGGAAUCCAUUGGUCUGAGGGGCUGGAUACUCAUUUCAUCAAUAAUUACCAAAGUGACCCCACACUUUCUUGGCAGUAUUUUGGCAGUUCUACUGGGUUCAUGAGGCAUUAUCCAGCAAUGAAAUGGAGAGCAGAUCCAGUCGAUAUUUACGACUGUCGCACGAGAGCUUGGUACAUGGAAGCAGCGGCUAGUCCUAAAGACGUGGUCAUACUAGUCGACCGUAGUGGUUCAAUGACUGGUCAGCGAAGAGACAUCGCCAAACACGUGGUCACCAACAUAUUGGAUACUCUAGGCAAUAACGAUUUCGUCAAUGUUAUGACUUUUGCUGACACGGUUGAAGAAAUUGUUCCAUGCUUUGAAGAUUCUUUAGUUCAAGCGACAAUGGGAAACUUAAGAGAACUAAAGUUAGGAUUAGAUAACUUUGAAACAAUGGAGAUUGCAAACUUUUCUGCAGCCUUAACGAGAGCUUUUGAACUUUUGGAAAUUUACAGAAAUAACAGUGGAGGCGCCAACUGUAACCAGGCUAUAAUGCUGGUCACGGAUGGCGUUCCGUACAACUACAAAGAGCUGUUCGAGAAAUACAACUGGAAAUAUGACACCCCCGUCAGGGUUUUCACGUACCUGAUAGGGCGUGAGGUAAAGGUGGCGGACGUGCGGGAAGUGAAAUGGAUGGCGUGCGCGAACAGAGGGUUCUACGUGCAUUUGAGUACGCUAGCAGAAGUGCGCGAAAGAGUGCUUGAGCACGUCAACGUGCUGGCGCGCCCGCUCGUGCUGCAGCGUGAGACGCACCCCGUCGUCUGGACUCCUGUCUACGCUAACGUGACGGACCCCAAGGUAGCAGAUUAUUUAUGGGAGCAGCGAGAGAGAGCUGAGCAGAAAGAACGGUUUAUGAGUCAACGACGUGAUAAGACGCACUUCAACUCUGAAACGGAACAAAAUCGCAGAUGGAAAAUAACUCAGAUGAAACAGGGUCAGUACAGCGAACUUGGUAACUCCCAGUACCAGCUGAUGACAUCAGUUUCAAUGCCAGUGUACGAUCUCCGACAUAAUGAGAACAUCACAGAGAAUGUACUGAUAAAUGAAGCUUACUGGGUAUCAGUUACGAAAGAGUCCGUAGAGGAGAACGGCCAAAAGGAGAUGCGUAUAGCUAGAUUGUUGGGAGUGGCGGGGACAGACGUGGCUCUGUCCGAAAUACAAGCGUUGAUGACGCCAUACAAGAUCGGAGUGAACGGGUAUGCUUUCAUAGUGACCAACAACGGAUACAUUUUAAUUCAUCCGGAUUUAAGGCCUGUGUACCAACAAAUACUAAAGCCAAGUUACAACAGCGUAGAUAUGAUUGAGGUCGAACUUUUCGACGAUGACCGAGGCCCAAGAAACUUCAGCAAAGAACUAACUGCGCUUCGCCAAGAAAUUAUAGACCAAAGAACUGGAAACAAGAUUAUGAAUGUGAAGUACCAUAUGGACGACAUGAAAAGAGCAUCUCGAGCUAAAAAGCAUUACUAUUGGACUGGCAUCAGCGAGUCCCCUUUUACCCUCGUGGUGGCCAUCCCUGAGAACUAUGGGCGUCACAGGAUCACGCCACCUCCUAACGACGACAUACAUCGUCUUUCGCUCACCUUCAAGAAUAUAUCGGCUCAGCAGUUCCUUUUGGACAAAUGGAGUGUUCAUCCUGACUGGCUGUACUGUCGUCACUACGAACGUUCGUUUUCCUCUCCCGAAGAGGAGCUAUCCUACUUCUUGGAACGAGUAGCGCGGCCGGGCUGGCGCUGGCCAGCCAAGCCCCGGCCUCCUGAACACCACAAGAAUAAGGGACACGAGAAACACAACGGAACCUCAGAUGGACGUGAGCGCACGAAGGCUUCUAACAGCACACCUAGGAAUGAGUAUUAUUGCGACCAUGGAUUAAUGCAGGCUCUAGUAUAUGACGCGAUCAACACGGCGUGGUUCAACAAAAGCAUCACGGAAUCUGCAUCUAACGAAACUGCCCCAUUGACAAAAGUGAUUGGAUUAUUGCCGAGACACUCAUUCAUCGAACGAUUCGGAUACAUCGUGGCGUUCAUGGCGACACACAGCGGACUCACCCGGUGGCACACCCAUCCUCCGAGGGAACACGAUAACAGCAGUGAUAGCAGAUUUGAGUUCGGCAAGCAAUGGCCUCGAGCGAUCGACGAGGUGUGGUAUCGGCGGGCAGUCGAACAGCACUACAUCGACCCUCUGAGCUACGUCUACAGCGUGGAGAUGAACACGGAGAAGGUCCCGCUGAACGUGAGCGCGGCGGUGGUCACAGCCGCCCAUGCGGUGUUCCAUGGAGAUGGUCAUAGAAAGGCGCCUGCUGCCGUUGUCGGCUACCAAUUCCAGCACGACCGACUUGCGGAAUGGUUCUUUAAUAUCACAUCCACGUGUGAAGGCAACAAAGGAUGCUGCGCAUCAACGGCAUGGGACUGCUUUUUAAUCGACAGCAACGGAUGGGUUAUAGUCAGCGAAGACGGCAACCAUACAGGACUGUUUUUCGGCAAGAUUCGACCCGAUAUCAUGACAAAACUCGUUGAAGAUGAAGUGUACAAGAGCAUACACAUCGUGGACUAUCAAGCAGUUUGCUUCAGAGAAAAGAAGACUACUAACCCUGCAGCCACGCUUCUUACUCCAUUGGAGAAUGUGCGUCUGGUCCUGGCAUGGUUUCUCGCUACCAGUGUUUGGCUCUACAAUACCAUUACAGUAGGUUUGGCUCAGGGAUCUGUCUACACAUUCGACGACGAGAAUGUUACACCCACCGUGGCGUACCAAAACUACGAGAAUGAUGAAGAGACUGACGACCCGUUCCUGACCAAACCGCCGACGGCGCGGAUCGAGCGAGACUUCGAGAAGCUAGUGCUGAUCAACAGGACACGACCGACGCCUUGCGACAGGGAGAUGUACCUCUACCAGCUCGAAUACUCCAACUUGAACGAAAAACUCAACAAGCCGCUGAAAGAGUGUGAACGACCGUUCUUUGCGCAGCUAGUCAACUUUACGAACAUGCUGAUGGUGGUGGUGAAUGUCAACUGUCCGAAGGAAGAGGGCUCAGUGUUCUCUGUGGAGCCGACAGAGGUGCUGUACAACGAAACGCUACCGUGUUUGAAGCAUAUACAUCCGCUGUACAGGAAGCAACCGGUUUCGUGCAUCCGUAGCCAUCCAGAGGAAAGCAACAUUGAUAUGUGCGGGCGAGCAAGCAUUCCUGGCAGGAAUCUCUUCUGGAUUCCUCUGGCAGUAGUCACCAUUUAUAGAUAUUUGUAAAUCUAUCCUCGACUGGAAUUGCCCUAAAUUUAAAUGUCCAAAGCUCUUUGUAUUUUAUAUAUUUAAAAAAAGGAUGUGAUUACUCCAGCAUGCCUCAUUUUGCCGCGGCUCGCCAGUAUGUGUGAAGUCUCGCUUAAUGUAAGGCCGCUAAGGCAAGAUAUGAUAGUUAUGAUGGCUUUAAAUUGUCGUGUUGAUUAAUGUCAUCAUGAAUUUUAUUUACAAAGAUCGGCAUUAAGGGCAUUUUUUUCUUUAUGAAAUUAUACGAAUUUAUUGGAGUAUUUACAAGUUUUUACAAUAAAUUUACUAUAAAUUAUAACAUCCUCAUCCAAUAAAAAUGUCAUUACAAGUCUUUCAACAUAAUUGAAUACAUAGAAUAUAAUUUGGUAAAUCUAUUAUAUUUUUCUUUAAGUGAUUCGAGGUGGUGAUUAUUUUUAGAACUAGUAGUAGCCACUGUUACAUGUCAUUCCCACAUAUCAGAUAUACUUAGUGAUAAUGUGUUUAUUCAUAGUGUUAAUUCGAUGUCUUAUAAAGAAUCUAGCUACUUUCGUGCUCCCAAUGUGCCACAAGGAACAUGGCUAGUAAAUAAAAGAAUAUGUGUGACAUCUUCAAUUAAAAGGUACUACAUUUUUGGUUGAUGAUAUAGUUCAUUUCAAAAUGAAGCUUUAUGGAAAUAGUAACCUUAUUGACAAUCAACAAUAAGUACCCUUUUGAUUAAAAAUGUCACUUCUAGAUGUCACCAGAGUUAGCAAAUUAUUUUAAAUUAUUUAUGUAAUAAUUACUUUCAGUGGCAACAAUGAUUGUGAAUUACAGAUUAGGUUUUGAGGGUGGUAAAUAAUAAUAUAAAUGUAAAUAUAAGAUAGUUAGCUUUUCAACAAAUUGGAACAGACCCAUAUUCGUUCUAGCUAUGUUAAAUAUACGUAUACAUAUAUGCAAACACUUUAUGUUGUAUGUUAAGUUUAUUCUAGUCUUCAGUAAUUAUAUUAUAUUUAUAAAUAUUAUAAGUACAUUAAGUUUACAUAAUUCUGAGAGAUUGGUCGGCGUUUCCGUCCUGGUGUAUUUGUAUUAUUGCUUGAACUAAGAUUAAAUUUUCUUGCAAAAAGUUUUUGUUUAAAUAAUGUUUCGAAAACCAGCUUGUAGAGUGAAUUGGAUUUGGUGAAUAUUUUAUAGAGUAAAUUUCAUGUAAAUGAUUAUUUCACAUUCCAAUAAAUUGUAAGUAUAGUUGCAUCACAUCUGAAACUGCACAUAUCACUUGUUUCCUUGGCAACUAAUACUAAUAGGUAACUGUGGCGUGAAAUAAUUAUUAACACUUUGAAAAUAUUUUAAACAGAAAAAAAUAUUAUGUUAUUCUAUGUAUUGCAGUCAUAUGUCUAUUUGUAAGAAAAUAUUUUAGUAUUUAGUGAAAUACAUAUUUUGAAUCUCUGUCAUAACAUAGAAAUGUGAUUAUUUAUUGGUUGAAAUGAAAAUGUGAUUGUUCAUUUGGUACAAAAUAAAUAUUUGUUGUUUUGGUUUAA